Trypanosoma conorhini is the source of this 2289-nucleotide messenger RNA. RefSeq names its product putative chaperone DNAJ protein. The record is from RefSeq and is a predicted model, not a curated record. The transcript has a single exon. Lineage: Eukaryota; Euglenozoa; Kinetoplastea; Trypanosomatida; Trypanosomatidae. The coding region runs from base 1 to 2289 and encodes 762 amino acids.
AUGGGGCGGCAAGAGCAGUUUUUAGUCACGCGUCUGCUGCUGCUCGCGGUGGUGGUGGCGUUGGUUUUUCUGUCGGCGCAGGCGCAGGCGCGCCUAUUCCGCACUGCUGGCAGCGACGACUUGUACACGCGCCUUGGUGUGUCGCGGGGGGCGACGAAGGACGAAAUCAGAAAGGCCUUCCGCAAACUCACCCGAGAGCACCACCCGGACAUGCAGGAGACGUAUGAGGCGAAGGAGGCGGCCAAGGCGUACAUGGUGCGGGUGCUUCAGGCCUACAAGGUUCUCUCAGACGACGUUCAGCGGCAGGACUACGACAACUUUGGAACCGUCCCCGGGGAGAAGCUCGAUACCGCGGAGUUUUCGGCGCAGCAGAUAUUUGAGUACUUCAAUCAGCAGCCGCCUAUCCUCUCCAAGACCCGGCAACUGGAGACACUGCAGACGGUGGAGCGGAUACUACACUUCCGCGGAAACCGGCUGUUCCUGCUGCAGGUGUACGACGACGCAUGCGACUCCUGCCGCUGGUUUGCCUCCACUUGGGAGGGAUUUGUCCAGUCGAGUCUCGUCGAGGGCGGUGUGGUGGAGAUGCUUCGCAUUGACGCCUACUCCGCGGAAGGGCCAUCGCUGCUGAGUGCGCUUGGUCUCUCCUACAAGGGAGAGGUCGGGGUAUACGCCUUUAUCGACGGGAAGACGUGGCCCAUGCCGCACCUGCAAACCGUGGUGAGGUCGCGAAGUGGGCGUAACGCCUUCACGUCGCUCUUGGACUUUGUGAUGAGCUUCUUCUACGACAGGUACACUGAGAUCAAUUCUCUGAAGGUGGAAAACAGCACACGGGCCCUUGUGGAGUGGCUGCGGGAGGAGCGCGACGCCCCAGAUGGCCUGCGCGUCCUGCUGCCGCCGCUGACGGUGGAGUCCGUGGCUCUCACCCUGUCUUACUUGUACGAGGGCGUGGCCGUGGUACGCUCCGUGCCGCGGGCGGUGCUUCAGGACUUCGUGGAGAACUACUGCGGGCAGCCGAUAGAGGUGCGGGACCGCGACGGUGAGCUCCUGCCAAUGCCGGAGUUCAUCGUGGUCUCUUUGCGGCAGCUUGACGAAGUCGCUGACGCGGCGUCCACGGAGACGUCACAAGUCAUGCGCAACUGCAGCGGUGUCAACAUUGGGGCCAGUGCGGCUCUCUCGUAUCGUAAGGCAAACGCGUUUUUGAGGGAGUUUCUGCCGCCACGGCACCCGGGAAUGGCAAACCUGACUUACGUCACAAGCAACUCGCUCUACGAAGUGUGUCGGCGGCACUGCCUGCUGUGGUUGCGCGAGAGCUGCUCGGAACCGCCAGCUGACGUCUGGAAGAACGCCCUGGCGGGGGAUUACAGGCCGUUUGUGGUGGGGUACGUCUGCCUGGACGGCGAGCCGGGCCUGCGUGACGCCCUUCCGACGUCGGCGCACGACACUCUCGUGGCCAUCGUGGACGGCGACGAGAGCAGCCUGCACUUCCUCCCCCAUGAUCCGCGACCAAGCCAAAUCGCGGAGGCGCUCUCCCGGCUGCUGACGGAGGAGCAAGAGAAGGGCCCGCUUCGCCUCACAACGCCUUUGUCAGCUUUGAUGACCUCGCGGCCGUUUUACUUGUCGCACGUGCAGUACUGGUACAUCAAGUUCCGCUGGAUUUACAGCUUCGUGUACCCAGUCUUCUCCAACACCUACCCGUUCCUGAUGAUGUUGAUCAUCCACAAACUCCUCGGCCGGCUAAACCUCCUGGGCAACAAUACCGCCACCACCACCACCAACAACAACAACAACAAUGGAAGCAGCAGCAGCAGCACAAACGGCAACAGUGGGGCGGCAGCUUCCAGCGCGCAGAGUGCAACCGCCAAAACAACUGAAUGCGGCCACGCCGGUACGAAAGGCACGACGAGGAAUGAAAAACGGUUGCUUCCCUUCACCGCGGGAGACUUGGAGGCGGCGAAGGUUGGGAAGGGGUUUCUUCUGCUUUUGUUCCAGCCCGGGGAGAAGGGGGUGCCGGUCCUUCCACCCCUUGCGGAGGACUCAAGAUUUGCUCUGCGUCUGGCUUCGCCAACGGAUCCAAUUUGGGCCCCAUGGCUUUCUCAACACCGCCAAGAAGAAGAAGAAGUCGCUCUUAAGCGCGAAGACGCAUCAGCAGAAGGGGAGGAGGAGUUAAUCGUCGUCGCCAUCCGGCAAGGAAGGAUGAAGGCGACCAUAAAGCCAUCCAAGGCGGCAAUGGAUACAUGGUUGCAUGAUCUUCUUGAUGGCACCAUCACUUUGGCAACACCCCUUCCGUAA